This is a messenger RNA of Cuscuta epithymum, 1401 nucleotides long. The record is from the annotation of a GenBank genome assembly. Lineage: Eukaryota; Viridiplantae; Streptophyta; Magnoliopsida; Solanales; Convolvulaceae.
UUUCCUACAUAUUUUAAUCUUUCUUCUUCUUCUUUUGAGGUGGUGGUUGAAAUAAAUACGUACAAGCAAAUGGCGGAAAUAACUACUCUGUAUAAAGAAGCAACUAUCCAUCCACUUAUCAUCUUUCUCUAUCUAUCUAAUAAAGCAACUACUUUGGGUUUUGUGCAGCUCUAUAUCCCAUUUUCCCACUCUUCCUCCAAUCCCAAAUCUCAUUUGCCUUCCUUUCCAGCGAGCGCCUACCACCCCCUUUCUCCGUGGAGGUGCGGUGUAGGUGCCCAUACUUUCGAUUCCGGGAAUGGAAGGCUCCUCCGACGAUCGGCUUGGAUUUGGGAAGAUGGGUUAUGGAUGCCAGCACUAUAGGAGAAGGUGCAGGAUCAGAACACCUUGUUGCAAUGAAGUCUAUGACUGUCGGCACUGUCACAAUGAAGCCACGAGCAUGUUGAGGAAUCCUUUUGAUAGGCAUGAGCUGGAUCGGCAUGACGUGAAACAAGUGAUCUGUUUAGUUUGUGAUACAGAGCAACCAGUGGCUCAAGUUUGCACUAACUGUGGUGUUAAAAUGGGAGAAUAUUUUUGCAGUAUUUGUAACUUCUUCGACGAUGAUACAGAGAAAGGGCAUUUUCAUUGUGAUGAUUGUGGAAUAUGCAGAGUUGGAGGCCUUGAAAACUUUUUUCACUGCACGAAAUGUGGCUCUUGUUAUGCAGUUAGUCUGCGUGACAACCAUUGUUGUGUAGAGAAUUCCAUGCGGCAUCACUGCCCGAUAUGUUACGAGUACCUCUUCGACUCUCUGAAAGACACAACGGUUAUGAAAUGUGGGCACACAAUGCAUUACGAGUGCUUUUGUGAGAUGAUAAAGCGUGAGAAGUAUUGCUGCCCAAUAUGUUCCAAGUCAAUCAUCGACAUGUCAACUAUUUGGAAAGAAAUGGAUGAAGAGAUUGAGAAUACCGCCAUGCCUGAAGAUUAUAGAGAUCGAAAGGUUUGGAUUUUGUGCAAUGACUGCAACGACACUACAGAAGUAUUCUUCCAUAUAAUAGGGCAGAAGUGUUGCCACUGUCGAUCAUACAAUACUCGUACAAUUGCUCCUCCCGUGCUUCCGGAACAGUAACAUUGUUUGGCAGCUCAAUUGUGAAUUUUGACAUCUCCUGGUGCCCAUUGAUGUAAAAUUUGAACCCAUGAAAGGAAAAAAUGUUUUUGAACCCAUAAAAGAAUGUAUUUUUGGUUUGGACCUGAGUUAACACGCAUUGCAUGUAACAUUCAUCUUAAUUAGCUGCAGUAAUUUGAGCUUCACUAGCAUUGUAAUAUGUAUCUUUUUCUCAGGAUCAUGUGGGGCAAAAUUGAUCGCAUUACUUUUGGGUUGUGGUGGAGUGGCUUGAAAUAAAACUAUGAACUCAUUACUCAUUACUC